This is a messenger RNA of Ctenocephalides felis (cat flea), 1807 nucleotides long. RefSeq lists its product as uncharacterized. The coding region runs from base 117 to 1712 and encodes 531 amino acids. Gene Ontology annotation, biological process: regulation of transcription by RNA polymerase II. The transcript is spliced from 14 exons. NCBI's taxonomy places the organism in Eukaryota, Metazoa, Arthropoda, Insecta, Siphonaptera, Pulicidae. The record is from RefSeq and is a predicted model, not a curated record. Gene Ontology annotation, cellular component: nucleus. Gene Ontology annotation, molecular function: double-stranded DNA binding; transcription coregulator activity.
AAGAGAUUACUGUUUGGUAUGUUUAUAUCGCUCAACAUUUGUUUACUUUUUAGUGUAACGAUUUGUUAUUUAUUUGCUGAUGAUUUUUAAAAUUUUAAUAUAAUAGCAUUUUAAAUAUGUCAAAACAGUCUAAAAAGGCGGCUGAAUAUAAAUUAAACGAUUUAGUAUUUGCAAGAGUUCGAGGUUAUCCUCCUUGGCCCGCUAGAAUCGUAGAAACAGGUCUAAAAUAUAAAGUUAUCUUUUAUGGAACAGCCGAAACAGGAUAUAUUAAAAUAGAAGAUUUAUUUAACUAUGAAGAAAAUCGUGAAUCUUUUAAGAAAAAGUUUGCGAAAAGAAAAAAUUAUCAAUUAUCUCUGAAUGAAAUUACAGUUGCAUGGAACAGAAGACAGGUGUUACAAGACUUUUUACCAAAGUCCAACUCUGUUCUUGAUACUGAUGUUAAGGAUGUGAAAGAAACAAAAGUAAUUGAAAACAAAAAACAGAUUGCGCAAAGCGAAGAUGCUAUAAAACCUAUAAAACCAGAUCAAAUUCAUCAACUCAGUAAUGCUAAAAACUCACUGAAAAAAGAGGAGGAGCCAAAACCAAGUACUUCACAGAGCAAUAAUAAGAAAAGGACUCGCACCGAUUCAGAAUCUUCAGUUCCUUCAAAGCGAUCCAAAGUGCAACAUUUGAGAGAUUUACUAGAUGACUCAUACUUACAAGGCACUAUAUUAAAGUUUGAAAGAAAAGGAAUUCUUUACACAAUGUAUUCAAUAGCAGAACUUCAAAAGAUAAAGGCUAAGCAUGAAGAGAUCUUGAGUAUGAAGGAAAAUGACAAUUUUAAUGCAGAUACUUAUGAAUUCAUUUGCGAUUAUUCUGUGGCAUUAGUGUAUGAACCAAUAAUUCAUCCUGUAGUUUUUGGAUUGCACAUAACUAAACAUAGACCUGACGAAUUUGAUGGCCCACUGGCCAGACUUGAAUGGGAAUCGGGAAUGAUCCAAGAUGUGAAUCAUAUCAUUUUAGACUUAAGGAAUACCUGUAAAAAUAUCCAGGAAGUUGUUGAUGACUAUUUUUUGGAUUUAACUGACUUUGAAGAAUUGAUGGGAACAUUAAAAAUUAUUUGUGACACAGAGAAGUUCACAGAUGUUCAAAGAGAAGCUAUAAAGCGAGAGCUUGAUAUUUUAAAAAUAGUUUUGUCUAUUCGUGAAAAUGUCCCCAUUGAGAUGAAAGAUGAAAAUCAUUUGACAAAGGCCUAUGAACUAUUAAAGCUUAUUCGGGCUAACUACAUGCCUGAUUAUAUGCCUGUUAUGAAACAUCCUGUAAUAGUUGAGUGUUUUUUUAAAUUGACUAAAUAUUCAUGUAAAUAUGAAUUAGAUAAUAAAGAAAUCAUUGACGAUAUUAAAAAGGAAGCAGGAGCCAUACUACACGAUAUUAAGCAAACUUUGAAGUUACAUAUGCAAGACGAAGAUUUUAACACAUCUUUUUGGAAGACCUAUUUAUCUUGUUUAAAGCAAUUUCGUUCUGCACUUGCCUCUGUAUGUCGGUAUGAUUUUAUUGCUUUAACUUCUAUAGAAGAGUAUGAAAGGAAACUGAAAGAAGAAAGUACUAUUCAACAGAAUCAUGUUAAUAAAUGUCUGACACGAGAUAGUGGCGAAGAUAGUAUAGAUAAACACAGUCAUACAGCAGCAGAUAUUCAUAAUGUAGAUAAUCAAUGUGAAGAAACAAAAAUAUGACAAACGAAGUCAUAAACCAAUGCCCCUCCAUACUUUAUUUACUAUUUUUUUACUAACGUAUGGAAUUAAUAGCAAAAAAAAAAAAAAAAAUAUUA